Carassius auratus (goldfish) is the source of this 1477-nucleotide messenger RNA. RefSeq names its product D(4) dopamine receptor-like. Bases 73 to 1191 code for a protein of 372 amino acids. Gene Ontology annotation, molecular function: dopamine neurotransmitter receptor activity, coupled via Gi/Go; G protein-coupled receptor activity. The transcript is spliced from 4 exons. The record is from RefSeq and is a predicted model, not a curated record. Gene Ontology annotation, cellular component: plasma membrane. Gene Ontology annotation, biological process: negative regulation of synaptic transmission, glutamatergic; negative regulation of adenylate cyclase activity; regulation of dopamine secretion. NCBI's taxonomy places the organism in Eukaryota, Metazoa, Chordata, Actinopteri, Cypriniformes, Cyprinidae.
AAAGAAGAAACGGGUUUUAUCGGUCAGUUUUCUCAAGGGUUUCCCAGAUGACCGGUUAUUGUAGAGGCAGACAUGCCAGCCAACCUCACCGUCUCCAGCCACACCACCAACUACAACUUCCCAGCGCUCAUCUUCGGGAUAGUAUUGAUCAUCAUCAUCAUCUGCGGGAACGUGCUGGUGUGUCUGAGCGUGUACACGGAGAAAGCGCUCAAAACCACUACCAACUACUUCAUAGUCAGCUUGGCUGUUGCUGAUCUGUUGCUGGCUGUUCUGGUCUUACCACUGUUCGUGUAUGCAGAGUUCCAGGAUGGGGUUUGGUCCCUCAAUAUGACCGUAUGUGAUGGACUGAUGACCAUGGAUGUGAUGCUAUGCACCGCCUCUAUAUUUAACCUCUGCGCCAUCAGCAUAGACAGGUUCAUCGCAGUCUCCAUUCCUCUUAACUACAACCGCAAACACGUGGACCAGCGACAGAUUGUCCUGCUUUCAGCCACAUGGAUCCUGGCCUUGGCUGUGGCUUCCCCCGUGAUGUUCGGGAUCAACAACGUCCCCAACCGGGACCACAGCGAAUGCAAGCUGGAGGACAACAACUACGUGGUGUACUCCUCCGUCUGUUCCUUUUUCGUGCCGUGCCCCAUCAUGCUCUUGCUGUACUGCGGGAUGUUCCGGGGCCUGAGGAAGUGGGAGGAGGCGAGGAAGGCCAAACUGAGGAGCAGCAUGCAGGCCAGCAGAAAGCUUCAGGAGGCCGCCGCGUCCCUCCAGCCGCUGUCUGGCCUGCCGCCUCCUCUGCCCCCCGUGAUCGAGAAAGACUUGAGCGACAUUACCUUAGAAGAGCUGGAGCACGAUAACUUCCCCGAACCUGACAGCCCGGGUCCCGUGUCCAUGCUCCCACACCCCGGCGGGAGCCAGAACCGGCGAAGGAAGAGAGCGAAAAUAAACGGGAGGGAGAGGAAAGCUAUGAAGGUGCUUCCUGUUGUAGUAGGUGUCUUCCUGUUCUGCUGGACACCAUUCUUCGUAGUGCACACGAUGAGGGCUCUCUGUGAAGACUGCUACAUCCCCAGCAGCGUCAGCAGCAUCGUGACCUGGUUAGGAUACGUCAACAGUGCCCUCAACCCGAUUAUCUACACCGUCUUCAACACAGAGUUCAGGAAGUUCUUCCGGAAGUUCUUGCCGACUCUGCCCAACUGCUGCUAGCCUGAACAUGCUCUCUGCUAACGGUUUAUGAACAAAACAAGCCCAAAAGUAUAAGUGAACCAGACAAAUAAUGCUUACAUGUAAAUAUAGCAUGAAACAAAUGUAUGGUUAUAAUAAGAUGUUUGCUGCCAUUACGUUUUUAUUUUAUGGUUUCAUUUCAAAUGUUUAUAAGCAAACAAGAUAAAUUUGCAUAAAUCUUGCAUGAAUUAAUCUUACAUAAAUUGUGGGAUUUCAUUAAAUUAAAACAGAUUAUUUUGGGAUCAUUCUUAUCAUGUGUGUACACCAA